Nematostella vectensis (starlet sea anemone) is the source of this 2394-nucleotide messenger RNA. RefSeq names its product DELTA-thalatoxin-Avl2a-like. NCBI's taxonomy places the organism in Eukaryota, Metazoa, Cnidaria, Anthozoa, Actiniaria, Edwardsiidae. The transcript has 2 exons. The record is from RefSeq and is a predicted model, not a curated record. Bases 117 to 1496 code for a protein of 459 amino acids.
AAAAAAUUGAUUGGCCGCCAUAUCUUUUGGGUGACGUCUUCUGGCCGAAAGAUAAAUAGCAAAACAGAGCAAUUGACAGUAUUUCGAAAUCAACGCCAAAAGCCAGAAUCCACAAGAUGCUUCCAGCCUUAGUGGUUCUCCUACUGGGUGUGGCCUUAGUGAUCUCUCAAGACCCCCCUAAGAUCACUGAUUAUGGUCCAUUAGGACAAACCUUCAACGUAGUCAGAAGAGAUCUGAUCUCAAAGCGCCUUCCGUCCACCGGACCAACCAUGGCACAUCCCUUCCCCAAGGACUGCUACCGAGUCAACGGCCUCGACAUAAGAACGAAUAAUAUGCGAUAUUUUGAUAACACGCGCGAGGUUUAUUCAUUCUUGAAUAGGUUUACGAGGUUUAGCUCAUUGCUUCCUUACAGAUUCACGUUGAAAGCUUCUCUAAGGGCUGUCACUGACGGACUAAGCGCAAGCAGCAAACAGGUCAAAGGCCUUGUAGUGUAUGUGGAAGAUCAAAGCGCCCAGACCACUUUAUCAAAACAAUGCCUCCAGAAAAUAACUUUCACAAAUAACUUUUUGGAAGACUUUAGAAAACUGCCGACAAAAAUAACGAACGCUGAGCCUGCCUCCUCCUGGUCCGACUACACUAGAUUCGUCAAAAAAUAUGGCACGCAUAUGGUGACAAGCGUGGUGUUUGGCGCUAGUAUCCACAGUUAUAGCUUUUCUAGAUCUACCAAACCAUACACUCAACUCGAUUUCCUUCUCAAAGAAUGCACCACAGUAAAAGGACCGAUAGCCACGGAAAUCCCGAAUGCUUGCCUCGGCCUGACAGACAAAGGAAAGGUAUCAGGUUUAGAAAUGAACCACCGGGUUUUGGUGCGAGGAGGAACAGUCGAGACCAGAUCCAAGUUGAUAUAUUCCCGAGAAAAAGAUUUAGUGAAGAAGUUUUUAGAAGAAGGCAGAAAGGAACCCUCUCCUAUCUCCUACGAGUUCGUGGAGAUCUGGAACAUCCUUAAAGGAAGUCUCUCUGACAGUGCAGACCUCAUACGGGUUAGAAUACUAGAGCAGUACAUCACGGGAUAUGAAGCAUUCGGAUGCCAUCCUCAAAUUAUAAGCCGUUUCAAAGUACGAAUGUUCUUUCAUCAUCCUUAUUCCGACCCAAACAACCCAACGUUCAUGUGUCUGCUCAUGGACCCGGGAUGCAACGAUAAUGAAGACUGCCAUUAUAGUUUUUUUGAGGGGUGUUCUUGUAACGGCGCAAGCUGUAUCGAAAAUCGGAUGGAGAGCUUCGAGGACGGCACUAAUAAAAUGAUCGCUUAUGCGUGGAAAGGAGGGUGGCGUGAUGUUGCUCAUGGCUGCAGUUAUCAAGGAGUGCCGACUGAAUGCCACUGCGACAGAAAGCCUGGAUUCUCCGUCAUCUGGCAGAGAAAAGGAUUGCACAGCCAUAAGACGUCACGAGAUAGCGAAUCUGGGAACGGCGAACAAGAGGGAAUCGAGGACGAAUAGAGAGGAAGACCAGGGAGUUCCUUGGAAGGAAUCACCUUAAGCUCUUAAAACCAUCCUGUGACCAGCCUGCACAUCUUUAGGACGUUAUAGAACCAGUAAAGGAUAGAGUCAAUCUUCGGUGCCUGUGUUUGGCAGGAUAACAAAAGGGACGGCAUUUGCAUUUGACACUUCUCUCAUUCAUUACGUAACGGCGGUGCUACCUCAUAUAAACAACAACCAAAUAAGCUCAAGACUUACCUUUUUAGACAAACGGCUAACAAUAACAUGCAUGUAAAGGCGAGGAUAAGUGUUCCAGUGCCAAUUAUGGCUAUCCAGGUCCAACGAGGAGCUUGCUCUUGGGAAUCCUGCACAGGCGCUGUCAAUCAACAUCAACAUCCGUCAAACGAGUGUUAUCACACAGGGGGCAGCAGCGAGUAUCUUAGAGCGGGAUGAAGGUGGUGGGCAUGAUAGUUGAAAAUCAUUUCGUACCUCUACCUGGAAGAUUCGUCAAGGCUUCUAGUGUGAUCCUGUUACUAAUCCCGCUGCACCCAGCACUGUUACACAUCUUCAUCUCCACCUCAUAUCUCUCUUGGCACGCUAGCUCAACUAGCACGGCGCUACGCCUCCAAGUUGCAUUCACACGCAUCACCUCAUUCCAUGCAUGCAACGGUACACGCCCAGCCUUCUUACGGUACUCAAUCAGGAAGCUUUUGAUGCGCCCAUUCCAUUUGUGCUGAGCUGGCAUCUGUGUGGCACGAGAUAAUAGCUUCGUUUAGUUUAAAGAUGGGAGAUAUCCAUUGUUAACCCAUGCGCUGCGCAAAUUUCUCAGUAGCACAAUUAGGUUAAGUGAAGUGAAGUCCAUUUUUAUUUUUGUUACUUUAUUAUCUUUGCCACAAGGUUAAUUCUUAAAUACCGGAAC